AUGGAGCGGUGUAUGCUUCGCGAAAGAGACUAUUAUGACUUUCGAAAACUAUCCAAAGAUAAUUUAUUGUUAUUCUAUAUAUUACUGAUUGCACUGAUCUUUAUUACUUUGUUCCUGUGCGGCUUUUUGUUCAAUUCUACUCAUUAUGACUAUAAUGAACGCGCCUCGAACUCGAAUAUACCUAAAUACAUCGGUAACUUGAGAAUAAAGACAGAUUUGUUAUAUAAACCGUUGAUAAAAAGAUUAAUAUUUAUGGUGAUCGAUGGGCUAAGAUGGGACUUUAUUGCGGGUCCUAUAGGAAAAACCGCCAUGCCGUUGACGAGUGAUAUACUGACAAACGAUCAUGGAUGCUUGAUACAAGCUAAAUUGCAAGCACCAACAGUGACGAUGCCUAGAAUAAAAGCCAUGAUGACUGGUACAGUGCCAAACUUUGUAGAUGUAAUAUUGAACUUUGGGAGUAAACCUCUGCACAGGGACAAUUUGUUGUCUCAAGCGAAGGCACAUGGAUAUAAAUUAAUAUUUUAUGGAGACGAAACUUGGCUCUCUCUAUUUCCCAAUAUAUUUGAUCGUCACGAUGGUACUACUUCAUUUUUUGUUACAGAUUUUACAGAGGUAGAUAAUAAUGUGACUCGACAUAUACAAGACGAGUUGAGUAAUGAUGAUUGGGAUGUGAUGAUUCUUCAUUACCUCGGACUAGAUCACAUUGGUCACGUCGAAGGUCCGUUUGGUCCGUCAGUUAAACCUAAAUUACAAGAAAUGGAUAAAAUUGUCGUUCAAAUAGCUCAAAAAGUUCAGGAUUGGAACAGUGAUGGAGAACCCACACUUUUCAUCGUUUGCGGCGAUCAUGGGAUAAAAGACUCUGGCGGCCACGGCGGCUCAACGCCGGAAGAAACAACAGUGCCGAUUAUUACAGUAGGAGGAACUAUCUGUGUAUAUGAAGACACUGAAUUAAGAAUUCCGAUUGAGGUUCAGCAACUCGAUAUUGCGGUGACAUUAUCGGCCGCCCUCGGACUACCCAUUCCUUCUACAAGUCUUGGCUCUGUAUUUCUGGACUAUAUCUACAAUCUCCAAGACGAUAAGCGGCUCUUCCUCCUCAAUUACAACUCGAGACAAUUGUUUGAUCAUUUCCAGAAAUUCACCAAUGAAACUGAGUAUAUAUACCAGAAAUAUUUGAACAUCACGGAUCUGCAUCUUGAUUGGUUCAACUCAAAUGAGACACAGCGUGAUCGAUACGAUAUUGAGAAUAUUGCCUUGUCUUAUCACGCGAUUCUUGAUGCAAUGAAGGAAGAGCUUGUAACUAGCCAUUUAGUCAUAUAUGACUUUAGUCUGAUAGUUGUUGUCUUGUUCAUCAUGUGGCAAAUGGUUUUUAUUGCGUUUCAUGUGGAAACUACAAUUUGGACUACGCGUAAAAACACAGUAUUUUUUUUUUUGAUGGGAUUUUCUCUGUGCUUAGGAUUGUAUCUUUAUACUUUUGGAAACAUAACUUCUCUCUGUCCGAGUAUCAAAGCUCUAUUGUUUCUACUAAUCAUCGGCGUUUCAUAUAUUAACUAUAAUCUGAAUUUAAAUAACAAGAGAAAUAUUACGCUGGAAAUAUCGAUAUACAGAAUGUUGGAAAUUAUCACGGUGAUGCAUAUAAUAAGCUUCUGCGGUAGCAGUUACAUCGAGGAAGAACAUCAGACAUGGUACUUUUUCUGGUCUACUUUAAUCGCAUACUUUGCCUAUAAAUAUUUUACGAAACUACUUGAAUUGAUACAUUAUCGAAAUACAGUAUAUAACAGUAAUAUAGUAGGAUCAACCGAAUAUUACGUAGAACACUGUGUUAUGUUGUUAUUGCUAUUUUUGGGACACAUAUUUCUGCGAAAGCUAAACAGCACAGGCAACAAGUGGGCCCACCUGCCUGACAUAGCUCAGUGGUUGAAGGAGGACGAUAGUAAAAUCGGCAUGACACUCCUACUUUUAACUGCAUUUGCUCUUCUGAUCCGGAUUGCUUAUAAAAUUGAAGAAAAAGAAUAUAAGCAGCAAUCGUUGUUUCAGAAUAUAGCUAUCGCCGUAUGUAUAUAUCUUCGCCAUAUGUCCAACGGUGCCGUCGUGAAAAUUCCAUUGUAUUCCUCAAGUGGAAUAUAUGAAGUACAAAUAUUUUGGGGAAUAAUAGUGAUAUCUCUGAUAAACUACGGAUACCGAUUGAUAAAAAAAAUUAAGCAUGAUACGUAUAAUUUUAUGAGUAUAAUGGUGUUCUUUAUCAUAAAUAUGUGGGUGAGGAUCUCGGCGAUGUUGCAUCAACCGUACAAUGUGAUCCUGUUACCGAUGCAGAUCAUUGUAAGCUCAAUAAUUAACACUGUAUUGAGAGAAAACGAUUCGCUCGAUCGUGGAGUUUUCUUACAUUAUUGGUUGGGCAAUGUAUUUUAUUUCUAUCAGGGAAACUCCAAUAGCCUUGGGAGUGUGAACAUCGCGGCAGGAUAUGUCGGUCUACAAUCUUACAUGCCUUUUGUUACCGCUGUGUAUUUAAUCAUUAAUACUUAUUCCGCGCCUGUCCUAGCUUACUUCCUACUCAUUUACCAUUGGGAAAUGAGUGAGAUAUAUCUCUCCACAAUCCUUAAGAAGAUUAUACAUACAAACAAGUGUUACAUCGCGUGGAGGCUCCUGACGACAACUGUCUACAUGUACUUUAUCAUCUUCCAGCUUAAUCAUUUGUUUGUGUUGUCGGUAUAUUUACCGAAAUUGUUAUAUGAGGUGACAUAUACUAUGACGAUGUGUUGCAGCGCAUUGUUAACGGUGAUUGUAAUUGCAGUGCAACAUGCAUUGAUUCGUUUUGACGAUGUGCACAGAUGUCAUAUUUGCGGGAAUCUAAAAAAUGGACAUGCGUUUGUACAAUACUCAGAUAACCAGGCCUGAUUUAGCAUAUUAAACAAACUAAUGUACUGCACGAGUUUUUAUGAAGUUGCGGCAAUUGCUACAUCUUACGUGCAAACUGAGUUAGCAACAUAAGGGACAAAUAGACAUCAUCAGUUUAUAAAAUUUCAAGAACAAACGUUGAGAAUUAAUAAUGCGUCGUGUUGAUGGCAAAAUGACGGCACGCGAUGAGCUAGCAUUUCGUAUAUAGUAUCAUGCUGACAACAUAAUGGCAAAUUGAUGGCACAUAUAUUUUGCAUACCAUUAUGAUGCUAUCAAUUUGUUAUUAUCAAAUUUAGAAUUCACAUAAGGGCAAUAUUUCACACAUAAUGAGAAAGCAUCUUGUCCCUAGUUUGUCAAUAUCUAUUGCAAUGACUGACAGUAACAUGCCGGCACUUUGAACUCAUUUGACUAUCAGGGU
Molecule: messenger RNA, 3310 nt
Organism: Atta colombica
Lineage: Eukaryota; Metazoa; Arthropoda; Insecta; Hymenoptera; Formicidae
Gene: PIG-G
Product: GPI ethanolamine phosphate transferase 2
Exons: 13
Coding region: 1-2892 (963 amino acids)
Biological process (GO): GPI anchor biosynthetic process
Cellular component (GO): endoplasmic reticulum membrane
Source: RefSeq, a predicted model, not a curated record